Lodderomyces pseudojiufengensis is the source of this 2382-nucleotide messenger RNA. Its product is annotated as ferric reductase family protein. Gene Ontology annotation, biological process: copper ion import; iron ion transport; intracellular iron ion homeostasis. Gene Ontology annotation, cellular component: plasma membrane. The record is from RefSeq and is a predicted model, not a curated record. NCBI's taxonomy places the organism in Eukaryota, Fungi, Ascomycota, Pichiomycetes, Serinales, Debaryomycetaceae. The coding region runs from base 1 to 2382 and encodes 793 amino acids. The transcript has a single exon. Gene Ontology annotation, molecular function: ferric-chelate reductase activity.
AUGUUAAUUAAAGGUUUGGGUUUUUCAAUUUUAUCAUUGGCAUACCUUUUUGCAACCAUCGAUGCACAUGGAGAUGAGGCUUAUGAAGAUACAUCUGAUUUAAAAUAUUUUUAUGCUUGUAAUGCUCAAGUUAGUGCCGAAGGUAAAUAUUGUUCACCAAAAGAGAGAAACUGUUUAUGUUUUAAUGAUAACGCAAAAGCAAGUAUAGCAGGUUGUCUUCAUGAAAUUGGGAAAACAGAACAUAAAUACACUUAUGGUUUAAUAAGACAAUGUCAUCAAUAUCCAAAUGCUACUGUUGAUAAAGACUGGUAUUCAAAAUAUAUUCAAAUAUAUAAUGAAAAAGCUAAAUAUCCUCCAGCCAAAAGUUCUUCAGGAGGUAUGGGAGGUGGAGGUAAUGGUCAUGGUUCGACUAAUCAAACUUCAAGCCAAAGCCAACAAUCAUCUACUUCUAGUGGUCAAAGUAAUGGAGGUGGUCAUGGAGGUGGUCAUGGAGGUGGUAAAGGUGGUGAAGGUGGACCUCCAAGAGUUGUUCUUGACUAUCCAAUUAUAUUAAACAAGACAAAUCUUACAUUAUAUCAAGAAUCAUAUGCAAGAUUCUACAAUAAUUAUAAUUAUUCACUUUAUUAUGGAGCUGGAAUGUAUGGUUAUUGGUUACUUAUCUUUUUGCUUGGUGCUGUUGCUAAUUGGUCAAAAUUUCUUUGCCCAAGUUUAACUAAAAAAAUGACAAAUCCAAUUGUCAAUUGGUGGAGAAAGAAUAUAUCAAUGCCUGCAACUUUUAGAAAGAAGAAAUCUCAAGAACAAAAUUUUUUAAAAUUUUUUGGAUUUUUAAUACCUUCAAGAUUUGAAUCACUUGUUAUAUUUUUGUUUUAUGUUCUUACAUUAGUUGUUCAUGCUGUCAAUUCAACCGCUAUAAAAGAUGAAAUUUUAAUGGGUUCAAAAUAUAAGGCUGAAAUGAGAUAUGUUGCUGAUAGGACUGGUAUUACAGCUACAAUGAUAAUGCCUUUGAUAUUUUUAUUUGCUGGUAGAAAUAAUUUCUUACAAUGGCUUGUUGGUUGGAAUUAUAGUACAUUUAUGGCAUAUCAUAGACACACUGCUAGAAUUAUGUUCAUUUUGGUUGUCAUUCAUGCUGUUAAUUAUACUGUUUUAUUUGUUCAGAAUGGUCGUUAUUCAAUGUCUUUAUCUAGACCAUAUUUUUACUGGGGUAUAGUGGCAACUGUUUGUGGUGGUGCAAUUAUGAUUCAAGGUAUGUUAUAUUUAAGAAGAAGAUGGUACGAAUUAUUUUUAUUGUUUCAUAUUCUUAUGGCAGUGUUUUGGGUCAUUGGAUCUUGGUAUCAUGUUAUAGAUUUUGGUUUCAUUUGGAUGGUCUAUCCUGCAGUAGCUGUUUGGUGUUUUGAUAGAGCUGUUAGAAUUGGUAGAUUAUUUACAUUUGGUUUCCCACAUGCUGAUGUUACUUUAUUAUCUGAUGAGACAUUAAAAGUUGUUGUACCUAAACCUAGUUAUUGGAAAUCGAUCCCUGGUGGACAUGCAUUUAUUCAUUUUUUAAAACCAACUUAUUUUUAUCAAUCACAUCCAUUUACUUUCACAGAUUCAGUUGAUCAAGGUAAUUCAAUCAUUUUAUAUGCCAAAGUUAAAGGUGGUAUUACUCAUAGUUUAUAUCAAACACUUGCAAAACAACCUGGUAGAUCAUGUAAAAUUAGAGUUAGUGUUGAAGGACCAUAUGGAGAAUCAACUGCUGCUAAAUAUGCUGAUACUGCUGUAUUUAUUGCUGGUGGUAAUGGUAUUCCAGGUAUAUUUUCAGAAGCUAUUGAUGUUGCUGUCAACAGUAAAGAUGGUUCAAACAGAGUUAAACUCACAUGGAUUGUUAGAGAAUGGAGAUCAUUAUAUUGGUUUUAUGAAGAGUUAUUGAGUUUGAAAAAUACAAAGAUUGAAACAACCAUUUAUGUUACUCAACCAAAUAGUCAUAUAUUCAUUGAUGAAUUCAAUAAUAGAUUUUCCGGUUUGGAAAGGUUAUCACUUGAUAAACCAGAAGACUCUGAUGGUUUAUCAUUAGAAAAAGAUGAUUCAGUAAAGGAAAGAGUCAACAUUGAAGUAGAAAAUAGUUCAUGUGAUGAAAAAUCAGCAUCAUUCAAUGAAAAAUCGGAUGGUAAUAGUAUUAUAGCGACAAUCAAAGAUGAAUUAUCUCAUAUUGAAUUUAAAGAAGGUAGACCAGACAUUGAAAAUAUAAUUGACAAUGAUGUUCAAGAAUCUAAUGGAUCUGUUGCUUUCGUUACUUGUGGUCACCCAAUGAUGGUUGAUGAUAUUCGUUACUGUUGUACUCAAAAUAUUUCAAAUCCUGGAAAGAAGAGAGUAGAUUUCUACGAACAAAUUCAAGUCUGGGCUUAA